Molecule: messenger RNA, 4112 nt
Organism: Vidua macroura (Pin-tailed whydah)
Lineage: Eukaryota; Metazoa; Chordata; Aves; Passeriformes; Viduidae
Gene: MORC2
Product: MORC family CW-type zinc finger 2
Exons: 23
Coding region: 423-3269 (948 amino acids)
Cellular component (GO): nucleus
Molecular function (GO): zinc ion binding
Source: RefSeq, a predicted model, not a curated record
AGAAGGGGAAGAACAAGCACAAGGUUUGAUAGCAUAAGCCUUUUCCCCAUGUGGCUGCCAGAUGAUCAUUGUAUCUCCGCUCUAACCAGGUGUGCCGUGGCAGAAGUUAAGGUUCUACUUUGAAAACAGUUUGCCAUUGUUUCAUCAUGGACAUUGUGUUUGAGAUCAAUACUGGACAAUAUAAAACCUCAGUAAUAUGAGAAUAUAGCAAAUGUAUUUCUGCCUUGUAAGUAUUGCUGUAAAUUAGUGUUGUAUCUGGCAGGAGAAAGCUAAAAGCUUUUCUGCUUUACUUUAGCAUCAAUGAGCAGCACCGUCAACCCACCUUUGAGUCUUGAGGACUGGUAAGUCAUCCUGUGAGGAGUUCCGUGCAAGGCAGAAAAAUUAGGUGAAAUUGGAAGAUGAAUUUGUAGAAGACAAAGGAAAUGGAUGAAGCUGCCAGUGUUAUCCAGUUUGGUAAAUCGGCCAAGCGAUCACCUGAGUCCACUCAAAUCGGGCAGUAUGGGAACGGCUUGAAAUCCGGUUCCAUGCGGAUUGGGAAGGAUUUUAUCCUGUUCACAAAGAAAGAUAGCACCAUGACUUGCCUCCUCUUAUCACGGACAUUCCAUGAGGAAGAAGGCAUCGACGAGGUCAUCGUUCCUCUACCCACCUGGAAUGCACGGAGCCGUGAACCUGUGACGGACAACAUGGAGAAAUUUGCUAUCGAGACGGAGCUCAUUUACAAGUAUUCCCCUUUCAAAUCAGAACGGGAAGUGAUGGACCAGUUCAAUAAGAUAUGUGGUGAGAAAGGCACCCUGGUGAUCAUCUUUAACCUCAAACUAAUGGAUAAUGGAGAGCCAGAGCUGGAUGUGACUUCUGACCCUCAAGAUAUUCAGAUGGCAGAAACACCCCCAGAGGGAACCAAGCCGGAGCGCCGCUCCUUCCGUGCCUAUGCUGCUGUGCUUUAUAUUGAUCCCAGGAUGAGGAUCUUCAUCAAUGGACACAAAGUACAAACCAAACGACUCUCAUGCUGCCUCUACAAGCCAAGGAUGUACAAAUACACUUCAAACCGUUUCAAGACCCGUGCAGAGCAAGAGGUGAAGAAAGCAGAGCACAUGGCAAGGAUAGCGGAAGAGAAGGCUCGUGAGGCAGAGAGCAAAGCCCGUGCCCUUGAGCUACGCCUCGGAGGGGAUCUCACGCGGGAGUCCAGGGUGACAUUGCGUCAGGUCCAGAACUCAGCUAUCACCAUGCGGCGGGAGGCUGACGUCAAGAAAAGAAUUCAAGAUGCAAAGCAGCGGGCGCUGAAGGAACCCAAGGAGCUGAAUUUUAUCUUUGGGGUGAACAUUGAGCAGCGCGACCUGGAUGGCAUGUUCAUUUAUAACUGCAGUCGGCUGAUCAAGAUGUAUGAGAAGGUGGGCCCACAGCUGGAAGGUGGCAUGGCAUGUGGAGGAGUGGUAGGUGUGGUGGAUGUGCCCUAUUUGGUUCUGGAGCCAACCCAUAAUAAACAAGACUUUGCUGAUGCCAAGGAGUAUCGACAUUUGCUGAAGGCCAUGGGAGAGCAUUUGGCUCAGUAUUGGAAAGAUGUUGCAAUAGCCCAGAGAGGUAUCAUCAAGUUCUGGGAUGAAUUUGGUUAUUUAUCAGCAAACUGGAACCAGCCUCCGUCUAGUGAACUGCGCUACAAGCGUAGGAGAGCCAUGGAGAUCCCCACCACAAUUCAGUGCGAUGUCUGUCUGAAGUGGCGGACUCUCCCAUUCCAGCUGAGCUCAGUGGAGAAAAACUACCCUGACAGCUGGGUGUGCUCCAUGAACCCUGAUCCUGAACAAGACAGAUGUGAGGCUGCAGAGCAGAAGCAGAAGUUACCACUGGGAACUCUAAAAAAAGACUUGAAAUCAAAUGAGGAAAAGCAGAAACAACUGACAGAGAAAAUACGCCAGCAGCAGAAAAAGCUGGAAGCUCUGCAGAAAACCACUCCAAUUCUAUCUCAGGCUGACUUAAAGAAACUGCCUCUGGAAGUGACCACACGGCCUUCAAGGGAGCACACCCGAACUCAGCGCCCACGAUCUCCUCCUUUGCCUAGUGUAAUCAAGAAUGCUCCCAGCAGGCCACCAGGAUCUUCACCUCCUCACAAAUCCUGCACUCAGCUGAAAAAGAGCUCUUCAGAUCGUCCAAAUACCAGCUCCCCCAAGCUAGCCAGCAUGCUUUUUGAGGAGGAGGCCAGCACUUCCAGGACACACCAUCACACUGUGACAGCUGGGAAGUCUAACAGCACUUUAAAAACUCUUGCUAAACCAGGUACAAGCAUGAAGUCACCCUCUGGCCUGCAGAGCCCCAAAAGCUCACGUGAGACACCCAAUCCAAAAGUAGCCAAGGUGCCAACAGUAAGGAAAUCUGCCUCUGGCAGAUGUUUACAGGCCUCCAACACUCGAAAGAGGGCCUUGAACAUUCCAGAGGAUGGGUCUGAGGAGGAGGGUGAGCCCAAAAAGGAGAGGACAAAACGAGGAAAAUUUUUGGCAGUGAAAGAAGAGAAGGAUUCCAGUGAGGUGGUGGUGGAGCUCACAGACAGUGCUGGAGAGGAAGAGUUGUUGGAACUGAAAAAAGCACAGAAAGAUAAGGGGCUGCAUGUGGAAGUGCGUGUGAACAAGGAAUGGUUCACAGGCCGUGUCACGGCUGUGGAAAGGGUCAGGCAUGUAAUCCGGUGGAAGGUGAAGUUUGAUUAUGUCCCUACAGACACCACACCAAGGGAUCGCUGGGUAGAGAAGGGCAGUGAGGAUGUAAGGCUUAUGAAGCCUCCCUCUCCUGAAUACCAGGCUCCAGACACACAGCAGGAAGAGGAGGUGGUCAUGGCUGAACCUUCUACCUCGGAUUGCGUCAGAAUCGAGCCUGACACCACUGGUCCCAGCAGCAGCCAAGAAACAGUUGACUUGCUAGUCCAGAUCCUUCGAAAUUGUUUGCGAUACUUCUUGCCUCCAAGUUUUCCAAUCUCCAAGAAUGAGCUGAGUUCCAUGAACUCAGAAGGGUUGUUGGCAUUUCCCUUGAAAGAAUAUUUUAAGCAGUAUGAGGUGGGUCUGCAGAACCUGUGCAAUUCAUAUCAGACACGUGCCGAUGCCCGGGCCAAAGCCUGUGAGGAAAACCUCCGGAACUUAGAAAGGAAGCUGAGGGAAACAGAGGAGAAACUGCAGAAGUUGAGGACUAAUAUCAUGGCCCUUCUGCAGAAAGUGCAGGAGGACAUUGAUAUUAAUACAGAUGAUGAACUGGAUGCAUAUAUUGAGGACUUGAUCAUGAAAGGAGACUGAGGAGCUCCAGUACAAGUCCUGGAGAAGUGCAGAAGAGCUGGCUGCUGCAAAGGGAGAUGUGGAUCUCUGUGCAGGUGGACUGGGGCAGCUGAUGAGGAGAGAGUUUUUUAGACAGUGUUCAUGUUGGUGUACAACUUGUUCCUUUGACUGUACAUGAGAAGCAUUUGUGCUGUUGGCAGGAAAAUUUAUAACUUUGUAGUUCUCCAAAACUCUUCUUUUUGUUUAUAAAUAUUUAUUUUUAAAAGAAAUGGGAACUGUGCCUGAUACAAUGGGUGUUUUUAGUGAUGUAGAAGUGUGAGUACCCCUUUUGCAACUCAAGUAUAUUCAUAUGCUAAACCUGGGAGCUCGGACCACCCUGCUUAGCUUACUGGUUCUCCAGCAAGAACCUGGCAGCAAUUAAAAAAAUAAGCCUUGAGUUGUGGCAGAGGGGGUCAGGAUUUUUUUGUGGAAGAUACUGAACUUGAGGUAGAGAAAGCCAAGCCAUGAAUUGGAGCUAUAGAAGAUGUCCUUGUAUGAGUGUGAGUAGAGGGGAUGGAACCUUGGUGGAACUCGGAAAUUUGGCACUGGCACCUGCAGUGAGCUUCCUGAACAGGAGGUUGCUGCAAGUGGGUGAAACUGUCUCCAUGGUAAUAGCUAAGAGGCUGAGGGUCCUUCUAGAAGAGGAUCAACUUCUGGACUGCUCACAGUGGGCUGUGAGCAUCAGAGGAAUAAUGCUGGCAUUCGAGUUUUCUGCUUGCAGUCACUUUAUCACUCAGUUCUGCUGCUGUUUCUUUGAGACAUAAUUACAGCAUCAGAAGAACUCUUCGUCCACCUGGCAAUAAAGUGACCCCUGUUCUAUUGUCA